CAGUCAGCUGAUUCGGCCCGGUUGCGCCGUCAUCGGGACUAUAAGCGCGCGACCUCUGGGCUCUCCGCUCUGACCCGGCCGCCUGGUCCCGACGCUGCCGACGCCGCCAUGCAGCCCCUCCACCUGCUGCUGCUCAUCCUCGGCCUCCUGGCCGCGCCCGCCGCCGCGCUGGUCAGAAUCCCGCUGCACAAGUUCACGUCCAUCCGCCGGACCAUGUCGGAGGUGGCGGGCCCUGUGGAACACCUGAUCGCCAAGGGCCCCCUUUCAAAGUACUACCAGGGGGAGCCCGCCUUGGUCGGGGGACCGGUCCCUGAGAUGCUCAAGAACUACAUGGACGCCCAGUACUACGGGGAGAUCGGCAUUGGGACGCCCCCACAGUGCUUCACUGUCGUCUUCGACACCGGCUCCUCCAACCUGUGGGUCCCCUCCGUCCACUGCAAACUGCUGGACUUCGCCUGCUGGAUCCACCACAAGUACAACAGCGGGAAGUCCAGCACGUACGUGAAGAACGGCACGACCUUCGACAUCCACUACGGCUCGGGCAGCCUCUCGGGGUACCUGAGCCAGGACACGGUGUCGGUGCCCUGUGACUCGGCCGCGUCGGGCGCGGGCGUCAAGGUGGAGAAGCAGAUCUUCGGGGAGGCCACCAAGCAGCCGGGCAUCACCUUCAUCGCGGCCAAGUUCGACGGCAUCCUGGGCAUGGCCUACCCCCGCAUCUCGGUCAACAACGUGCUGCCCGUCUUUGACAACCUCAUGCAGCAGAAGCUGGUGGACAAGAACGUCUUCUCUUUCUACCUGAACAGGGACCCCAACGCGCAGCCCGGGGGCGAGCUGAUGCUGGGCGGCAUCGACUCCAAGUACUACAAGGGCUCCAUCACCUACCUCAACGUCACCCGCAAGGCCUACUGGCAGGUCCACAUGGACCAAGUGGCCGUGGGCAGCGGCCUGACCCUGUGCAAGGAGGGCUGCGAGGCCAUCGUGGACACGGGCACCUCCCUGCUGGUGGGCCCCGUGGAGGAGGUGCGGGAGCUGCAGAAGGCCAUCGGGGCCGUGCCCCUCAUCCAGGGAGAGUACAUGAUCCCCUGCGAGAAGGUGUCCAGCCUGCCCGAGGUCACCCUGAAGCUGGGAGGCAAAGACUACAAGCUCAGCGCGGAGGACUACACGCUCAAGGUGUCCCAGGGCGGCAAGAGCAUCUGCCUCAGCGGCUUCAUGGGCAUGGACAUCCCGCCGCCCGCGGGCCCGCUCUGGAUCCUGGGGGACGUCUUCAUCGGCCGCUACUACACCGUGUUCGACCGCGAGGACAACCGCGUGGGCCUGGCCGAGGCCACCAGGCUGUAGCCGCCCGCCCGCCCGCCGGCGGGAAAGGAGAGUCCAUCUGUGGGAGGCGGCGGCUGGCUGCCCUCCUGGUGUCCACCCCCCUGCACACACUUGCACACUCACUCACAGUCGCCUGCUCACGGCCCAGCUCUCCAGGCCGCUGGCCUGAUAGCCUCUGCUGUUCUGGAAUUUCUCCUGCCCUGGUUUCGGAACGCCGCCCGUCUGCCUGCCUGCCUUCCUGACGGGGUGCUGGGGCCCCCCGGGGGGCUCACUGGGUCCCCCUCACACUGGGAGGACCCAGCUCAGCUUGGAGGCCAUGGGCUGUGCGCCCGAGGACACCCCCACCGGUGUCCUGCCAGGGCCAGGCCUCCGGGCUGAGCGCCCCCACUCGGCACCGGGCUGCCUCCCCGGGUCCCCCUCUGCCCAGCCUGGGGCCUGGAGCUGGGCGCUGCUGGCCGGCUCUCCUGUCCGUUUGGGUUGUCUCCGGCCCGGCCAGCCAGGGCCAGCUGAGGCCUGGGGACCAGCAGGGAGGAGCCGGAGGCGGUGGGAGGGGACAGAAGCUGGCCCAGUGAUGCCUGCGGUCACCCUGGUCCUUGUCCCCACUAGGGAGGGCGUUGUCUGGCCCGAGGUGGGGCGGGAGGCGGGUGCUCCCAGACCCUUUCUGAGGCUGUCCCCUCUGGAGCGGCCGGGGGCCGAAGUUGAUGUGAAAAAUAAAGUUGCUGGGGCCGCC
This is a messenger RNA of Phyllostomus hastatus (greater spear-nosed bat), 2047 nucleotides long. RefSeq names its product cathepsin D (gene CTSD). Gene Ontology annotation, molecular function: aspartic-type endopeptidase activity. Gene Ontology annotation, biological process: proteolysis. Gene Ontology annotation, cellular component: lysosome. NCBI's taxonomy places the organism in Eukaryota, Metazoa, Chordata, Mammalia, Chiroptera, Phyllostomidae. The transcript has 9 exons. The record is from RefSeq and is a predicted model, not a curated record. Bases 109 to 1338 code for a protein of 409 amino acids.